Galeopterus variegatus (Sunda flying lemur) is the source of this 752-nucleotide messenger RNA. RefSeq names its product ribonuclease, RNase A family, 9 (non-active) (gene RNASE9). The record is from RefSeq and is a predicted model, not a curated record. The coding region runs from base 1 to 573 and encodes 190 amino acids. Gene Ontology annotation, molecular function: nucleic acid binding. Lineage: Eukaryota; Metazoa; Chordata; Mammalia; Dermoptera; Cynocephalidae. The transcript has a single exon.
AUGAUGAAGACACUGAUCACCACCCAUGCGCUGCCUCUGCUGCUCCUGCUGCUGCAGCUGCUGCAGCCACUGCAGUGUCUGCGGAUAGAUGACAUGUCGGGUGUACUAGAGGAUAUAAGAGAAGAAUAUGCAGAAUAUUUAGAGAUACUUUAUGGUACGAGACCUACCAGAUCACCUAGCAUAGAAAAAUUCAAAAGGCUUAACAUCGUUGAUCCUUUAGGAAGACCAUUCUAUGAUGACCACUACUGCACUGACGAAAUGAGGGCAAAUAUUAUUCACAGCAAGUUCCGUUGUCUGCAGGAACAUUACUUUCUCACUAUGCAGUAUGAAGAGUUGAAAAAUAUCUGUCUCAACGAAUUUGUGCCAUGUAAGAAUGGAAUUAAGAAAUGUAAAAUGAGCACGACUCUAGAAGGAGGACUGUACUGCAAGUUAAUAGAAGGGACCCAAAUGCCAGAGUGUACAUACGAGUCAUGUUAUAAGAGGGGAUAUGUCCUUAUCACUUGUCGGUGGCAUAAUGAAACCCAAGAAUUUAUUCCUGAGAGUGUAAAUGAUAUCGUGACACCACCAGAAUAGCCUCCUCAGCAAGGAAGGUGCUGUCCUCCCACCACAGUAACAGAAUAUUCUAUAAGAGGUUAGGGUGGGAGGAUAUCACCCUCUCCACACUGAAUCUUACAGGUCAAAAUUGAGCUGAUAAUUUUUGAUUCCAUUUAUUUUAAUCAUCGUUCUCCUUCCCUUCCUGCCCCAACACCACU